AUGAAGGCAGUAUGCCCGGAUCUGAUCGAAUUUGCCUAUGUGCCAACAGCAAGCUUACACACUGAGGAGAGCGAUCCGAAACGCAGGCGGACCGACGACGAUUUGUACGAGCUGCCGGGUCAGGUAGCGCCGCAGUACACGCUCCUCUUUGAGUUUACCGACCGAUCGGUCGAUACGUCCAAAGCGACGGGGAAGCGGGUGCUCAAUGUCAAAAGAGGUGCGUCACAAAAAGAAACGAUUCGCGUGAUUGGCCGACGGAACGACAUGUUUGAGCGCGCAAUGAACACGAUGCUCUGCGCAUGCGAGGAAGCGAGCACCGAUCCGCUGGUUCUAGUGAUGGAGGCAGCACAAAAGUAUGUGCCGGUACGCCCAGGCGAAGUUCCGCUGGACCACGAGCGGAGGACGCAGCGGGAGCGACUCGAUGCAUGGGCACUCGAUCCUGCAUCCAAGCCGAGCGUCGCACAAAUCCUGGCUGAACUCAAGGAGCAGCCAUGGUGGCGCGAACAGAUUGUGCCUGGUGGUCGCCGCACAUUUCCAGCGCGGCCGGCCAUCUAUCUUGAUCCGGAGCCUGCACUCGACGACGAAACGGCCACGGCGCUCAAGCAGGCGCACGGGAUCUCGCAGCUGUACCGGCACCAGGCGCUUGCUGUGAAUGCGUAUCGCCGAGGCAAAAACGUCGUGGUAUGCACAGGCACCUCGUCGGGAAAGUCGCUUGUCUACCAAAUUCCCAUCGCGAGUGCACUUUCCCAGGACCCCGAGGCGACGGCCAUGUGCAUCUUUCCGACCAAGGCGCUAUCUCAAGACCAGCUGCAAUCGAUGCACCGCCUCUUUUUUGCGUAUACCUCGCUUGGGGGUGCAUCAAUCGCUACAUACGACGGUGAUACGCCUCGCGAGGAGCGCCGAGCAAUUCGCGAAUCUGUGCGUGUGCUCUUUACAAAUCCAGACAUGCUGCACCAGUCCAUUCUUCCCCAUGAAGAAAUGUGGCGCCGCUUCUUUCGGGGUCUGCGUAUCGUCGUGGUGGACGAGCUGCACGUCUAUUCGGGCAUUUUUGGGACGCAUGUUGCGUUAAUUUUGCGGCGCUUGCGCAGAGUGUGCACGGCGCUCGGCAACCCCAACGUGCAAUUUGUGAGCUGCAGUGCAACCAUUGCCAACCCUGCCACGCACAUGGCGUCACUCCUUGCGCUGUCUGAAGACUCGAUCGCAGUUGUCGACGAGGACGGGUCGCCAUGUGGUUGCAAAGAAUGGGCCGUGUGGAACCCACCGGAAAUCGAUCCCGACGGACUUGGCGGAGCGCGUGUCAGCUCGUACACCGAGGUGUCACAACUCUUUCGGCACCUCAUUCUGCAUGGCCUGCGCACGAUCGUCUUUGCCAAGGUCCGGCGGACAUGCGAGAUUAUUGUGAGACAGGUCCGCGAAGACCUCGCGCGCGAUGGGCACACGGACCUCGCACAGCGUGUGCAUGGCUACCGCUCGGGCUACUCGGCCGCCGACCGCCGCCAGCUCGAGCAGCAAAUGUUUUCCGGCGACAUUCUUGGCCUAGUCGCCACGUCAGCUCUAGAGCUUGGCGUGGAUAUCGGCAGCCUGGAUGCCGUCAUCAUGUUUGGCAUGCCGUACUCAGCCGCGAGUAUGUGGCAGCAAGCGGGCCGUGCAGGCCGGCGGCAACACGAUGCACUCGUUGUCUUGCUCGCCGAGCCAUUCUCGGUGGACCAGUACUACAUGCGCAAUCCAGAGCUGAUAUUUACGCAGCCCCAUGCGCCACUGUGGGUGGACACUCAGAAUGAGUUUGUCCUCUCGUCACAUAUUCAGUGCGCUGCCCUCGAGGUGCCGAUUGAGGUGCACGAAGACACGGCCUUUUUCGGGCCCCGCCUCGACGCACUUGCGCUGCAGCAGCUUGAAAAAGAUGCAGCUGGGUUCUACCACUACACAGAUACAAGCGGCACACAGCCUGCCAAGUCCAUCUCCAUUCGAGGAGCGCGCCAAGAAACAUACAAGUAUGUCGAUACCAACACCGGCGCUGUCCUCGAAGAAGUCGAGGUGGAACGUGUAUUCUUUGAAGCCUUUCAAGGCGCUGUAUUUUUACAUCAAGGCACGACGUACAUCUGCCAGGAUGUAUUGCAUGACCACAAUGUCGCACUACUUGCGCGUGCCGACGUCAUGUACCAUACACGUCCCCGCGAUCUGACCGACACAGAUGCGACACAGACAUGGCGGAUUCGUACGCUCGAGCACGCCCAUCUGCUCGCUUACUAUGGCCAGGUAACGCUCACGUCGCGCGUCUGGGGCUACUACAAGGUCGACCGCCGCGCAAACAUUCUCGACACGGUCGAAGUCGACUCGCCGCCCAUGGUCCGCUCGACCAAAGGGCUCUGGAUCGAUGUGCCAUGGUCGAUUAUCGAGCAGAUCGCCGAGCACGGCAUCAAUGCACCAGCCGCGAUCCAUGCCGCGGAGCAUGCCAUUUUGAGCCUGACACCGCUGUUUGUAGCGAGCGGCUCGGACGACGUGCGUACGGAAUGCAAAGUUCCUCGCCGCGAGAUCGGCGACAAGAAGCAGCCGACGCAGCGCAAGCGCCCAUCGCGCUUGAUCUUUUACGACAAGCCCGGGAACGAUGCUGGAAUCUGCGCACAAGUCUUUCAGCAUCUCGAUGCACUACUACGCAUUGCGCUAUCGGUCAUUGAAAAGUGCCCGUGCCCCGACGGGUGUCCCGGCUGUAUCGAGACACCAUCGUGUGCCGGCGACGCCGUCUCGUCCAAAGUCGGUGCCGGAGCCGUGCUGCGUGGCCUGCUCGACCAGCCGGUCUUUGGCGAGCACGAUCCAGUGCACUACGAGGAAGGCCACGCGGCUCGGCAGCUGGGCCAAACGGAUGCACUACUACAUACGCUUUGCUCGCCGGAGCCGGUGCCGAUGCGCGACGACUCUAUUACAGUGGAGCAAGUCGUGGAAGAAGCGAUGGUCGCACGGCCAUGGCCACGAAACGCGCAUAGAUGA
Messenger RNA from Malassezia japonica, 2985 nucleotides. RefSeq names its product ATP-dependent 3'-5' DNA helicase (gene HRQ1). Gene Ontology annotation, molecular function: nucleic acid binding; ATP binding. NCBI's taxonomy places the organism in Eukaryota, Fungi, Basidiomycota, Malasseziomycetes, Malasseziales, Malasseziaceae. The record is from RefSeq and is a predicted model, not a curated record. Bases 1 to 2985 code for a protein of 994 amino acids. The transcript is spliced from 2 exons.